Messenger RNA from Misgurnus anguillicaudatus (oriental weatherfish), 4735 nucleotides. RefSeq names its product WAS/WASL interacting protein family member 3 (gene wipf3). Gene Ontology annotation, molecular function: actin binding. The record is from RefSeq and is a predicted model, not a curated record. NCBI's taxonomy places the organism in Eukaryota, Metazoa, Chordata, Actinopteri, Cypriniformes, Cobitidae.
UUUGCACGCGCUUGCGUUGCGGGCAGGCGCAACAGGCACUUGCCUACUGGAGUCCAGUUAACUUUACAGAAAUUUCAAGCUGGGAAAGGGUGACAGUGUCACUGUCAAAAAUUACAUUGAAAGGAGGACGUCCUCCUAAAAUUAAAUAAUUCUGUUUUGCUAGUAAAUUAGCCUAGUUUUACGUGUUUCAUGCGCGUGAGGAUUUGAAUUUGAACUGUACUGUCUACAUUUUUUACAAAAAAAAAAACGGCCAAAAACAAAUGGUCGUAGUGAAAUCAUACAGACUGCGUCCUCGGCUCGUGCCUAAUUAUAACCCGAGCUCGCGGGCAGUAACAGUAUCUCGUGGCUGGUAAUGCAGACCGAGGCUCGCGCCACAACUGCCCUCUGACAACUUCACUGCGUCCACUGAAGGAAAAGAAACUGCACGAAAUUUCAGCUGUCAAACCCACUAAGUUGCACUCUGCUUGUCAUUGACACAGUGCUGAGAAUUUCCAUCUUGAAAGUCAUCCUGUAGCCUAUGUUCUUGAUCCAUGCCUGUCCCUCCACCUCCACCUCCUCCAGCACCUCCACCCCCACCUCCAAAUGCUUCAGCUCCUGCACAGAAGUCACGGGCAGAUCCUCCUAAAGUCCAGCGUUCUGAAGGAGGCGGUCGUAAUGCCCUAUUGGCUGACAUUCAUAAGGGGGCGAGGCUGAAAAAGGUCACACAGGUCAACGACCGGAGCGGCCCCAUCCUUGACAAGCCUAAAGUGAGCAGUUUGGAUGAUGGUGGAAGACAUGCGGCUGCUGGAAACUCUGCAGGGUCUGCUCCGUCUACAGUGGCUCCAAGUCUGGGUGGCCUGUUUGCUGGGGGAUUUCCUGUACUUAGAUCAGUUGGAAAAAGAGACAGACAGCCACAGCUCAACACGGUUUCUCGCUCAGGUUCUUCUGCUAGCCUGAAGCAGCCUCUCUGGAACACACCAUCACAGGGAGAUGGUUUUAGAGGAAGCGCCCCUGAUUUGUCCCCCUCCCACAAACCUUUGGAAAGAGCCGCCUCUUUGCCUAAAGCUCGGCCCCUUUCCUCAUACACGGCCCCGCCCUCCCCCAGCCAAACUGCUCAUCCUGAUUUCAAACCGUCCUCUACUGUGCCUUCUUCUGCACCACCCCCUCCUCCUCCACCAUUUGCACCACAGCAGCGGCAUGGUCAUAAACCACCUCCACUCCCCACUGGCCCGCCGCCACCCCCACCUCCCCAAAUGGCCAAACCCACGUGGUUACCUGUCCAAUCACACUCCAUUCCUAUGCCCACAACUCCGCCUCCUCCACUGCCUCCAUCAGUUCCUCCUUCCUCAAUCUCUGAUAGAUCAUCAGGUGUAUUUUACCCUCCUCCACCCCCACCAUCAGUACCUCCAUCCUCACUCCCUGACAGAUCAUCUGGGGUCUUUUACUCUCCACCCCCUCCACCGCCUCCCUCGACUCCUCCAUCCUCGCUCCCUAAACGGUCAUCUGGCGUCUUUUUUCCUCCACCUCCUCCUCAAGACAUGUUAGAAAUGAAUGAUACUUAUUUAGGCCCUCCUUCUCUUCCUGCUUCGUUUGCAUCUAGCCACCCCCCCUCAGCACCCCCUCCCCUACCUCCGAAAGUACCUCCCGUGCCCUCACCCACAUACAGGCCCAACGUACCACCUCUGCCACCUUCUUACCCUUGUACCGCCCCCAGCAGACGUCCCCCAGCGGUGCCACGGAGCACAGGUCCUCCUCGGUUGGCUCCGCCUCCUGCACCACCAGCUCGUUCUCCUAGCACUGAGCUUUCCAGUAGAGUCCUGCCCCCUCCUCCACUUCCACUGUCAGCUCCGCCCAGUUCAAUCCGGAAUGGACACCUGCAUAGUUUAGAUGACUUUGAGUCAAAGUUUCAUUUCCAUCCAAUUGAGGACUUCCCCCCACCUGAAGAGUUCAGGCCUUUCCCACGUAUCUACCCCAGCAAGGAGAACAGAGUCAACCCACAACCUCCUGCAAUGAGGACUCAUUUAAGAUGAAAUGUGACAAUACCAUGUUUGGUGCUUAACCAAACCAUGAUAUUUCUGACCAGCAUUAGAGUUGGAAAGACUCAAUUACAAAUCUGUGAAAAAAAACUUUUUUUAUGUGAAAUGAGCAUUAACAUAUUUUGAACAUUUGGAUUUGCAUAUGCUCACCUCUUCCAAUUAUCCAUGUUUAUGGUUUUAACCCUUUUAAAAUCUCUAAGGGCUGUUUAUAUCUGGUAUUAAGAGGCAUUUUGGUCAACCGGAUCACAAGUGGACAAGACACCUGGUAUAUUAAUCCGUCUCUUUUGUCCACUCUCAAACGCUUCUAAAAUGACGCAAAUUAAUAUUAGGUCAGUGUGUUGUUUGUAAACAUUCUGCACAGAGUUUUGUACAUGUAUAUGUAAGAGCUUUCUAUGAGAUUUCAGAGCAGUUGAAGAAAUAAGCUCGCUCAACUUUCAAACGCUUGCAAAAUGAAAUACAUGAAAGAGUUAGAGAGCAGAUGCUUUAGUUUUAUCAAUAAAAUCCUAAAGGUCGUGCUGAACACGUGGGUUCACGCUAGUGGUCAGGACCGAUGUAUUAACAUUGUGCUCGGUACAUCACAUUAGGUCUAUAGGCCAAGAGUAGGUGGUCUUCUCAGAGGCAGUAGUAUUGACGAAGUUUGAGCGAGAGGGGAAGUAUGUUACUGCGCGCUGAGGUCAAAGUGCUGCAAACUUAAAGGGACACAAGGCAGCAUUUAUUUGUUAAUAAAUCAUCUUCGUAAGUCGGUAAAAGGUUAAAUGACUCAUUACCGGGCGAAUGAAGACUCUACGAUUGCAUGUCUUAUGUUUUUAACUGAAUGGCGUAUGCUGUCAACAAAUACAACUUCCAGAAGACGCACCAAAAUCCUGGCCAGGGCGAGUCCGUGAAGAAUGACACAUAUAUAUAUAUAUAUGGAUAGAUGGAUAGAUAGAUGUAGAAGGAUAAUAUUUGUCUAAAGUUAUAUUAGUAAGGUCUAUAAGUUCAUCUGGACGAAUUACGUUUUCCCCUUUGCUUGUCUAAAUUUAUUUAUUUAUUUAUUUAUAAUUAUAUUAUUCUCAUGCCCACUCUCCCAAUAAAAAACAAAACACGAAAGCAGUAGUUUGCCUCGUUCAUAUCGGUCGUUCACGUUAAAAAUACUAUUAUGCAUGACAACACAAUAAAAAUAAAAAAUCAGUUGGAAAGGAAAUAUUACUUACCUAACUUAGAUAGACAUAACUGGAUUGGAAAUAAGCUGAUAAACUGAGUGGCGAGGGGGGAGGGACAACAGUUCGUUUUUACGACAGUGUGUUUGAAAGCAUUUACUUCCAGACACUAGGGGGAGCUUGUAGAGAAAUAAUAUGCAGACUUGCCUGGUUUCCCUUUAAGUGCUCUUCCCCCUUACAAUAUAAGUCUAAUUUUUAUCCGCUUAAAACAUCGCCACAUUUUAUUUACUCGUGUAACUACUCAUGUAACAGUCUUUAAAUAGGGAAAACAUGGAAGUGUUUGGUGGCUUCUAAAUUCAUCCCUGUUUGGAUCCUAAGGAAUUAAUGGGGCUAGGCUAAAUGCUAACACAUUCACAGGCACGCUGUACAAAGAUUAAGUGCACGCACUGAAAAAAGAGAGGUAUGUAUUAAUUUGUCUAAGUUGAGGUAAAAACAAAUUAAAAUAUUGAAAAAUUGUGGUGUUUUCCUUUAAACGCAUUCGACCACAUGAGCGUCUACACCACAAAAGCAAACCGUCCGAAUACGACUACCUCUGAAUGUGGUCGGAAGUGGAUGAGCUCGAAACGUUUUACACCCCAUUUACACCUGUAUUUAACGUCGUACACUUGCAAUUUGAUCGACCAAAACACAUCUUAAUACCAGGUGUAAACAGACCCCUAGAAAUGUGAUUUCUUUAAAUUAUAGGCCCAAAAAUGCUUUAAUUUAGUAACAAAUGUUAUUAUUUCUAAUAAUUUUUGCUUAUCAUAGCUGACAAUUUUUAAUUUGCUUUUAAUUUAUAACAAGUACAAAGGCAAAUAACUAAACCACUAAAACUGUGAAAAUAAGAAAAAAAUAGCUUUAUAAAGAGAAGUUAAAGAAAAGACCAAUAGUAUUACAGUCUAUUUGCAAGUACAGAAAGUUUGAUUGAAAGGAAAGAAAGCAAUCAAAUGCAAAGCAGAGUGCUUUGGUUCUGUAUAAAAUGAUGUGAACUUGAAUGAAUCAGGUAGGUGAUUGUAUAAGUGCAGGGACAUUUGGUGUCCAAAGUUUACUACAAAUAGUUAUUUGGUACUCAUGACUUGUGUCAUGAAUCACAAGAUGUUACAGGGCAUAACAAUAUAAUAUUUUCUGUAAAAGGGGUCUUAGCUGAAAAAGAGAGAGAGAGAGAGGGGGGGGUAUCUCUGUGUAUAACUCCCAGUUCUGUUACACACUGUAAUUAGUAUCAAUUCUAUUACUGUCCAACUCUGUUAAGGUAGAGUAACAGAAUUGACACUAUUUCGGACGACAGGACAUCAUGAUUUUCAGCUAUAUAAGACAAUUUUUACAGAAAAUAUUAUACUUUUAUGGCCUACAACAGGGCUAUUCAAUUGGCGGCCCGCGGGCCAAACCCGGCCCACAAGGUAAUUUUUCAUCCGGCCCUUUAUUUAGUCUGUAAAAAAGAAAUCUCUAGAAUAAAUUAAGUAAGUUAGACAACUGGCCCUACAGUUACGAGUUGAUGCGCAUGCGUCUGUUUCAUACAGCAUGAGCUGCAGAGUGCGAGUCACG